GAAUUCCAUUUCCAGGAAGUCGUACAUGACUGCGAGCACCAGUAACAUAUGGCCUGCCCAAGACUCCCUAAGGCAUUCUGGUGGCCAGUGUUGGCGUCCCAUCCUGUUUCUGUAGCCAUGGAGGCUCUGGAGGCACUCAUCAGCAAGGCAGAUUACUUGAUGGAGCAGAGCCAUGAGGCACUGGUACAGGGCGGCUAUGGGGCCCUGCAGGGACAGCCUCUCUUCAAGAAGCUAGCUGCUAUCUAUGCUGAGGAGGCCAACAAGACACCAAGAAUAAAGAGUAUCAGUUUGACCCACAAAUUGUUGGAUAAGUUGGUGAAACGAGAAAAUUUGAACUGCUUGGUGGUGAACUUGUACCGAGGCAAUGAAGGCUAUUCCCUCGCUAUCAAGAUGUCGUCAGGACUUGAAACUGAAACUGUCCGUCUUCCAUAUGAAGAAGAUUCUUUCCUGACUUACAUCGAUAAUGAAAAACUCCCUCCAAUGUUGCUGGACUUGUUAGAUGAUUCCAACAUAGAGAUCUAUCACUCGGGAUGUGUCAUAGCCGAGUUGCGUGACUACAGAAGGAUGCUGGACUCUUCCUAUGAGACAAGAUAUGUUCUCCUUCAGCCAACAGGACAGGUAAGCCUAGCAGUAUUUUGCAAAAUGGCACAAGAAGCAAAGACGGUUUCUGCAUUGAAAGAACUCAAUUUUUCACAGUUAACACUUCAAGAGAAGGUAGCAAUUAAACAAGCAGGUCGCCCAUUACCAGACAUUAAAAUUGUGCAAGAAGGAGUAAGCCACAACAAGAAGUAUAUUCGCAGUUUUAAUUGUGAUUGGUACCAAAGGAAAACAUGGCUCUGUGGAUGUGAAGUUAAGAAUGCACUAUUUUGCUUUCCAUGUCUGUUGUUUGGAGGCAAUUCAGUAUGGUCCAAAGAUGGUUUUGCAUGCAUAAAGAACUUGAAAGAAAAAACAGAGAAACAUGAGAAUUCUAGGAAGCAUAUUGAUAAUGUAAUUUCUCUAUCUGUUCUUGGGAGAGUAAAUAUUAAAGAAAGACUUAGUGAGGCAUACAGACUUUCAGUGAAUGCACAUAAUAAGAAUGUUACCAAGAAUCGUGAAAUUUUGUCCAAGAUUAUAGACUGCAUAAAAUUUUGUGGACACUUUGAGCUACCUUUGCGUGGACAUGAUGAAACUGAUGACUCUGCUAAUCCAGGUGUAUUUAGAGGACUUAUAAAUCAUGCAUCACAAUUAGAUCCAGACUUGCAAGCCCAUUUAGAAAGUAAUGCAGUCUUCAAAGAUGUCUCCAAGACUAUUCAGAAUGAAAUUCUCGAUUGUCUGCUGCAAAUAUAUCGUGAUCAGAUCAGAAAAGAAAUUAAAGAAGCUCCCUUUGUUGCUGUUAUGGCAGACGACACUACAGACGUUUCAGAACACACUCAAAUGGUUAUUGUUCUAAGGUACUUGCUAGGUGAAGAGGUUGUUGAGAGAUUUUGGGGAUUUUUCACUCCAGAAAAUCAAACAGUGGAUGGGUUGUCGAAAUGCAUCCUUGAUCAGUUAAACACAGUCCUUGAAGGGAAUGCAGAGAAACUGAUAGCUCAAACAUUUGAUGGAGCAAAUAUUAUGAAAGGUAAGAAGAGGGGUGUUCAGGCUAAAAUAAAAUCAGUCUACAAUAAUGCCCACUUCAUUCACUGUUAUGCCCACCAACUUAAUCUUAUUAUGCAAAAUGCUGCAAGUGUUACACGGGGUUCACGAAUAUUUUUCUCUAACCUUUCGGGCAUAGCAGCAUUUUUUUCAAGGUCACCUCUACAUUCAAAUGUUCUUACAAAGCACAUGACUAGCCACAUUCCACGCCCGUCUUCUACAAGGUGGAACUUUCAUAGUUGCACUGUCAACAAGGUUUAUGAACAUUUUGAACCCUUAAAAAAAUGCAUGGAGGAAAUACAGAGUACAUCAAAUGCUACUAUAACCAUACAAGAAGCAACAGGUAUUUUGAACACCUUGAAUGAUGAAAGUUUUAAGUUUUGGUUGGAGCUUUUCCACCAGAUAAUGCCUCAUGUGGAAGUGAUUUUUCACCAAAUGCAGUGUAGAGACAUUGAUGUGACUAAAGCACAUGAGUUUAUUACAAACUUCAAAAGGGCCAUUUCUGAAAUAAGAAAUUCCAAAUACUGUGAAAAUCCCAAAAAAACACUGAUGGCUGAAGCAAAAGAAGUGUGUGACUGUGUGUGUGCUGAUAUAGCUGAUAGAUUUUCUUUCACUAAACAAUUAGUAGCUGCUAAAUUGUUCAACAAAGACUGUUUCACUAACUUCAAGCAAAAAGUGACUUUAGAAGAAGUUGAAGUAGCCACUGAAGCUUACCCCAUGAUUGCCAAAGAAAGACUUUUGACUCAACUUAGAGUAUUCUAUGACAGAAGUGAUUUGCAUGAGUUUUCCAAAUUGAGUGAACUAUUAAAGAUUGUGAAUGAAAAUAACUUAGGUGAUGUACUCUGUGAAUUGACAAAACUUAUAAAAAUUCUUUUGACAAUUCCAAUGACUACAGCAGAGCCCGAACGUUGUUUUUCAACCCUGAAGAGGGUCAGAACUUUCUUAAGGAGCACUAUGAAGCAGGAGAGGCUAAAUGCACUUGCCAUGAUUUCAAUAGAGAAGAUUUCUAUGAAUAAUAUGCCAGGUUUAAAUGAAAAAGUUAUUGAUCUGUUUGCACAAAACAGGAACAGGAAAAUGGACUUCCUUUUCAAAUAUCUUCAUCUCUUCCCUUAUCCUUCUUACCAGUGCAUUACCUUUCUCUUCAACCAACCUGCUGCAGGUAAACAAAGCUUGUGUGUGGUGCUGCAUGAUGCACAUGGCUGCUGGGAUGAGAGUGAUGCUUCCUCGCUUUCAACCUCUCAUGGCCUCCCCACUUUCAGUCUCAUGGCUGGUGGGGUGAGAGUGAGGCUUCCUCACUUUGUCUCAUGUCUCAUGGCUGCUGUGGUGAGAGUGAGGCUUCCUCACUCUCAGUCUCAUGGCUGCUGUGGUGAGAGUGAGGCUUCCUCACUCUCAGUCUCAUGGCUGCUGUGGAUGGUUAUACAAAGUUUCCUUUUUACCAAACAGUCAGUAAUGGCCGAUGUUGCAUCCAUGACCCAAGACCGGGACUGGAGCACUGAGGAGAAACUGUACAUAGAGGCUGAGAUCAUUAAGAGGAUGGCUCCUUCCCUCAACCUGUCUCCAUCGCCCUUGGUGGCCAUCAUCAGUAACAAGCUGCACCAGAGGAAGUACAAGUUUUCAACAGUUCCAGUCAAAAGAGCAGCAAGGAGGUUUAGUCAGAUUGCCCAGAAUCGCAAGAAGGUGUUUGAGGAGUUUGCAGCACCCAAGUGCCUAAGGUUACACAAUUUCCUGAGUGGCAAGAAGGAAAGACGUCCCAAUGGGAAGAAUGUAACAAAACCACUGAUCCCUAUAUCAAUGGACAGCAUCCCAGAGCUGAGUGUUCCAGAAAGCAUUGACGUUCCCAAAGUAGCCCGUAUGUAUGAGCGUCCAAGCUACACCACAGACAACUCCCUCGUGUUCAUUGAGGAGCUGGUGCUGGAGACUGAACGGGCCCAGGGCAGGAUAUACCACACCAAACUGACGAUAUCACAAAGGAAGACAGAUGAGGUGUACUUUGGUGAGCUGUAUGUUGACCGGGACUACCAGGAAGGAAAACAGAAUGGUUCUACUUGCAAGUUUCAGUUGGGAACACAACAGCAAGUGUGUCGAUAUAUACAACAGUUCAAGGAAAUAUUUACCGAAGACUGGAGGAAGAGUGUCAAAAUCACCCAUAGGGUGGCUGGCCAGGCAGCCUAUUCCACCUUCAUGCCUGGCAGUCGUGACAAAAAAGAUGUGGAACUUCUCAAGCAGGCUUCAGCACAGCAACCAGCUCAGCAACAGAUUCAAGGACAGCAGCAGACUCAGCAGCAGCAGCAGCAGCAACAACAACAACAGCAACAGCAGCAACAGCAACAACAGCAACAGCAGCAACAACAACAACAGCAGCAACAGCAGCAGCAGCAACAACAACAACAACAACAACAACAACAACAGCAACAGCAACAACAACAACAGCAACAACAACAACAACCCCAACAGAAUGUUCAGCAGCAGGCAGUGGCUAUUGCUACAGCAGGAGGCAGCUCCCUCGGGGUGUCAUCAACUGCCUCCACAACAGGCGUCACCCAGCACACUCCUCAGAACGUCAUCAUCGUCUCCAAUGUGAGGGAGGGUCUUGCUGGUGAAGGAGGUGUGAAGAAAUCUGUUACAGUGGUCAGCAAACCAGUAGGGGUGACCUCCACCCCUUCCUCACUUACCAGCCUCAUCACAGCCCAGCCAGGCCAGCAAGGUUCAGGAGGUCACCAGGUAGUGGUGGCACGAAACUUUUUGCCAGGCCGAGGCACACAGACAGCCACAGGGAUGACAGGUAUGGCCAACAGCAUUACUGGCACAGUGACAACAGGGCCAGGAGCGACCAAGAUAACCCUACCCUCCCUCACCACGCAGCUGAAUCGCACAGUGCCAGCUAUACUCACAAGCAGUCUCACUUGCCAAGACACAGACUUCCUCACCAUCACUGACUGCUCUUUUGAAGGGCACUGGGCCAGCCAGCUCCCAGGCAGCAGUGUCUGUGCCAAGGCCUCAGUACGAUGUAAACGGACACCAAGCACUCACGUUGGUGUCCCUGCAUGUGUUUAUUACAGCUGCACCUGCAUGAAUCAUUAUUCUCCUGUCAGGCAAAUUUCACAAAUCACUUUUGCUGCUGAGACAGUCUCUCCAGGGAAGCAACUGUCUGUGCUGUAUCAUUGGCAAACAGCAACUUAUGUUGUUAACUUGGUGGGAGCAGUAAGUGAGGUGGCAAGCCACUCUAAAACCCCCACCAGUGACUCUCCAAGCUCCUCCCUCAAUGUGUCUGGGCUGCAGCAACUCUUGGCAGGCACCCCGUCAGCAGACAACCCAGCACCACAGCGAGGAGGUCCCUCCCUGCUGGAGCGCCUGUCAGCACAGUCCUCAAGUGCUGUUGCUGCCGCUGCUGCAGCCAGCAAGCAACAAGAGGGCAGUGCAGUGAAAAUAGGAGUGAGCAGUGCCUCAUCUGGCCAGACAAGUGUGGUGGGCUCAGCUGCAGCAGCUGUCUUGCGGAGUGACAGUGGUAGUGGGGGACCUCCUCCAAAUGUGAACAUUGCCAGCCUGAACCUUCCUGGUCUAAAUGUAGCUGGACUACAGAGUUUGACAACCAACAUUGGUGGCCUGCAAAAUGUUCAAGUAACCAUUCCAGGGCUGGCAGUGCCCAUCUCUCUCUCCCUUAAUGUGCCUGUGAGCAGUUCCACCGGGGUCAUACUCUCCUCCCCACCACCUGCCAGUGUAGCCACCAAGGUUUCUGGAUCUACAGCCUCUACCACAGCGACAACAGUGAUGAUAGCCAGCCAGCCAGCACUCCAGCAAGGCCAGGUGGUCCAGCUUCCCAUAAGUCAGCUGAACUCAUCCCAACUGGCAACACAGCUUGCCAAGUCAUCUAGCCAGCAAGGAGGAUCUUCUUCUUCAAUUCCUGUGUUGCAGGUUCAGGGCGUAGGAGGACAACUGUUUACUUCUGUUCGGGGCAGUAGUAAUGUGACAAGUGGAGGGGCAACAGCAGGUGCAGGGACCUCAGCCACCUCCCUACCACAGCAGACAGUGCAGGUGGCUCUUCAGACUGGUCAGGGUGGCAGCACUGUGGUGUCGGGAGGAGAGGCUACCAUUGGUUCAGCUCACACAGCUACUUCCCAGCCGUCUGUGGUCACACUCAAGGCCAAGCAGCAACUCCAGUUGGCCCUGCAGAAGACCAACUCAUUAAGCAGUCUCACACAACUACAUGUGCAGCAGAAAUUGGCUGCUCUUGCCAAACUCACACAGCAGCCACAGCAACAGCAGCAGCAGCAGCAACAGCAACAACAGCAGCAACAACAGCAACAACAGCAACAACAGCAGCAGCAACAACAACAACAACAACAACAGCAACAGCAACAACAACAGUAGCAAUAAAAACUGCACCAACAGUAAUAUCAGUAGCUUAAGAGGCGUACAUUUAUCAUAUGUACUAAAAAUACUUAGAAUGAUGAGGCCAUUUACAAUAUUUUAUGGCUGUGACCAUAACUGACCUUCCAGAGCUGCCAGACCAGAACCUCAAAGGUAGCACAGAAAGUUCUGUUUCCUUCCAUCUCUGGACUGUUAUGAUUUGUAUAGAAUUACACAAGUGCUCUCUCAUGAAUCCAAGAAAUUUCCCACCAGGAAAUGUCUAAUUUUUGUUAAUUUAAGUACUUCACAUAAACACUAGCAAUC
Molecule: messenger RNA, 6285 nt
Organism: Scylla paramamosain (green mud crab)
Lineage: Eukaryota; Metazoa; Arthropoda; Malacostraca; Decapoda; Portunidae
Exons: 30
Coding region: 49-5982 (1977 amino acids)
Molecular function (GO): protein dimerization activity
Source: RefSeq, a predicted model, not a curated record